Molecule: messenger RNA, 1970 nt
Organism: Lolium perenne
Lineage: Eukaryota; Viridiplantae; Streptophyta; Magnoliopsida; Poales; Poaceae
Source: RefSeq, a predicted model, not a curated record
GUGGCUGUGUGCUGGGACUGGGAGUGGGACCCAUGGAUAUGCCCUAGCGUCCACCCCCUGCUCAUCCCGUUUCUACCACCUGCCGCCCCCGCCCCCAAAUUGCUCCAAGCGCCGCCGGUAGACGGAAAGACGGGAUGGUUCGCUUUGGAUCGGAGGAUCGUGCAAUGGGAGCGAUCGAUCGUCACGGAAUACAUGAGGUUGGCGGGCCUCUUCUUGUUGGGGGGGUUAAUUUGCUCAACACGCGGACUGGCCUCUUCUAUGAUCAAGAGCUUCGCCACGUCCUCACCGAUGAGCAUCGGUUUCGAGCUUAUCUGGAGUUUCGCGAGCAGGCCUUCAAAAUCGCCGUGACUGAACUGAUGUCUGGUGCCAAAUCACCUGCUGAUUUGUUUCUCUCGAUUGCCGAUGAUAGUGAUACCUUCAAUAGCGAGCUUGUCGAGUACAUCUUGAUGCGCUACACGAGGCAUGAUGGAACCUCCUCCAUCUUGCAGCCAUCUGUCACUGGGGAUGAUGGACAUAAUGGAACUGAGGUUGACAACACCUCGAUAAGGCAUUACUUGCCUAAUGAUAUAAUCAGACAAAUCGAGAAUAACCAAAAGUUGCUUUGUCAACAAUUGUCGUCUAUUCAGAGAUACUUUGCAUACCGGAAAUUUCUUCUGAAGCUUGACUUUAUUCAGUCGAAUAGUGAUCCUGAAACUGUUCUAAAAAGGCUUAAAUCUUCAACUAUAUGCCCGGGGCUUCCAGAUCAUGAGCUAAGGCGUUGCUUAGAGGGCCAUAUUAAUUUUUUGAAAGAAUACGAGGAUAAGAAAUUGGACCCUGCGGCCAGCAUAUCUGAGUAUGAAAACAUAGCUUUGAAGAAGAUCCAUUCAGAGUUGAGUUCAGAAUUACAGGAGCAUCUGGAUCGCUAUGAUUGGAUGCUUAUGGAGCAGUACUAUGACCGUAUGAAAUUAAGGAGUCUUGCAAGAGAAUGUGCUACUCAAGCGCAAAUGACUGGACAUGUUCUUGUCGCAGAGGGUCUACCAAUAAAAGCACAUCUCAAGAAAUAUAUGCUUUCCGCAAAUCCAGAAGUUAAGAAGCUGCCUUCAUUUAAACAAGCAGCGAAGCGGUCAUUUGACAGCUACAUGGGUCGAAUAAAAGAGAAGUUCAGAAGCAGGGCUCCUCUUGGCAGGCCUAUCGAUGACGGCAACAAUGAAGAACGGAAGUAUGACCCCCAGUGUGGCAUGACGAAAGACGAGUUCGAAUGGCGAUGUGCUCAGGUUGACAGGGUAAGCCAGCGUAUGCCCCAGGCGUUUGAGAAGUUGGAUUUCCAGUUGCAGGUUAUGCGUCGUCACUUCCUGGAUGAUCCUGAUGCCCUAAACACUUGGGAUGAGUAUGAAAACGAUGUCCGUUAUGCAUAUAGGCAUAACCUCUUGCAGACCCUGUCGUCACCAUUGUCAAUCCCGAACUCUGAUUUGUACGAGCAGCUAAUGAAGAGAAAGGCGCAGUCCAAGACCUUUGUCGGCAAGAUAUCUGGAGGAUUAGACAAGUUCAAAGAGGCAGCAACAAGGAACAAGAGGUUGGUUGGGGCUGGGGUAAUAUUUGCCGGUGCUGCUGCUGUAUUUGCUCUUGGACUUGCUGUUGGACACGCUACACUACGUGAAGUCAAACAGCAGACAAAUGAAGCCUAGCUAGCAACAGUUGGAUCAUGGACUUGCUAUCUACAAAGCAAAACUGUUCCUAUUCAAUAUUAUGUUGGAACAGUUCCUAUUCAAUAUUAUGUUGGAACAGUUCCUAUUCAAUAUUAUGUUGGAACAUUUCGUAGUUAAUACCUGGGUGUGUAAGAUGCUUCUAAUAUAUAAAGCUCCGUAUUAAACUUGGCAUCUCCCUUAUAGAGAGGUUGAAAGGCCACUAUCUUUUGAAGGAUUGACCUUGGAGAGAGAGCUCGUACGUGAAUACAACACGUGUCUCUGUAUCUAUUAUACCUGACUCGGAAA